Pomacea canaliculata is the source of this 1996-nucleotide messenger RNA. RefSeq lists its product as uncharacterized. The transcript is spliced from 5 exons. The coding region runs from base 276 to 977 and encodes 233 amino acids. Lineage: Eukaryota; Metazoa; Mollusca; Gastropoda; Architaenioglossa; Ampullariidae. The record is from RefSeq and is a predicted model, not a curated record.
CGAAAAAGCCGACGAAUCCACCAGCGGACCAGCGAGAGGAAAGGGUGAAAGGGUGUGUUAUCUGGCUCCAGGGGUACGUGGUGUGCUCCAUGUCAGGAAGUUUGUGUUCCUAGACUGGCGCCAUUUUGUGCAGACGGGAGCCUCUAAACUGUCUGAAGGCGUUUUACACCUGUUUACUCGGUGAAGUCUGUUUGAGUAGCGGAAGCAGUCAGCUGGGUUCUCGCUUCAGUGUUUAAUCAACUUUCCACAAUGGCGUUGCUUAUUCUCGCCAUUUUAUGCCUCACCUACGUCUCAGCACAAGAGGCGGGAACAGGCGAGUUGUCCCCGGCUCGCUGUCCACCCGACUAUCGCACCCGCGUGGAGACGUGCAUCAUGGAGGCCCAGGUGGCGCCACAGGCCGGGGCGGUGUCAGCCUCAUCACCAACAAAGAUCGCCUCGAGGACUUGUGCGAUCGUGGGCUUUUGCGCAAAACAAUCGACUGCCUGUUGGAGCUGACAGUUCGCUGCGCGCACAACGCCUCCAUCCUGCAGGACCUCGACAGGCUGUACAGCGUGGCCAGAUGGGAGAAGGGGGCAGAACUCUUGUGUUCUUCCUCGGAAUUGUUUCACAACAACUUUGAGUGCCUGUCGCGAUCCGGUCCUGCUGUCACCACGUGCAUAAUUAUGCGCACGCAGAUCUUCCGGAAAGAAGUGACUUCUGCUGACCAAGAAAAUCACGCGAGAUUACGAGAAAUCACCUGCAGUUUCGCCGAGAGCAUCGUCAAGUGCAUCUGGAAGCCGGUUGCCAGGGGAUGUCCAGAAGAGCUUAUGUCCAAAAUGGUGGAGGCGCUGAAGCACUUCCUACCGCCCACCUGUUUGCUGGAGAACAUCACCGACAACGACGAUGACUAUCCUAUAGAUUAUCUUACGGACUUUUCAAUGGAUUAUUUUGAUGGGACUGAGGCUACGGACGGGGUGGAAUAUACAACAGAACCAUAGGUGGAGGCCGCUGGUCAGAACGCGUUUGAAAAAUGUUUUUUUUAAAAAAAAAUACACCUGGUGUUUAUAUCUUUAGCUGCAAUCAUGACAGAAAGAAGAGAAGCCGACAGACUGCCACAGAGGUCUGUGGGUGGAGAUGUGUUUGCCAAGCAUUAGCAGGGGUCAGGCAGGUUCAGCUCUCUUCUCAAGUUACAUGCAGCGAACCUGCAUGGGCUGAAGUUCUCUCCCCCAACCCCUCACUUCUCCCCCCUUGUUUUCGGUAAUUAACGAUCGAUCUCUAAUCACCGCCUGGGCUGUGAAGCUGCAGCAGUUUGCUUACUCGGAAACCCAAGAGAAGGAGCGAGUGAAGGAACAAAUAACAACGAGGGAAGGAAGCGUUAGAAAGCCGAGGAAAAAAUCCGCGCACAAAACAGCAAGAAACACCAGCCGGACAACCGAUCAUCUGUUUAUUAUCGUCUUAUCUAUUCUGGAACAUGUUGUCGUGUUGUUUGUUGACUUGGGAAAUUUGAUUUUAGGAUGAGGGUUUGUCGGGGGAUAGCAGUGCAGGGGGGAAGGGACAAACUCCCCAAAAUGCGAAAGGCGAAAACAUCGUUCUAUCUUAGUAAAACAUAUUUGACCUCAUUCAGCUCGAUUGUCGUAGUAAACAUUACACCCUCUUACAUUACAGUUAUGUAACUCAUCAAAGUAACGCCACAGUAGUUCUGUAACAAAGGAGUCUUUUUUCAACUCAGAGCCAAUCAAUUUGCUCUUAGAAAGGCCAGCGAAUAACAUCGCUCAACGAAUUCAUCAUCAUUAAAAUACACCUUAGUCUUAUUUAUGAGUCUUAUCUCUAAGUUCCCCCGCACACCAAGGAAAUAAGGACGUGAUAGAAACUCAAAAGAUAAUGAUAUUUCACAUGUUGAUUUUUAACCAGUGUACAGAGUUUGUAUUUGUAAUAUGAAAGUAAAUUAUAAAACAUUACUGAUGCUGGAGAUUCUUCAUCUUUAAUCAAGAAAAUAAAAUCUUAAUUAGGCAACGUU